Messenger RNA from Paramecium octaurelia, 1078 nucleotides. The record is from the annotation of a GenBank genome assembly. Lineage: Eukaryota; Ciliophora; Oligohymenophorea; Peniculida; Parameciidae.
AUACCUUUUAAAUUUUUCACUCCACUCAUAUCCACCAAUCAAUGCUGAAACUCAAGACAUCCUAACAAACCAAAAAUUAAGCACCCAAGCCUGAGGUAAACUUUAAUUUCAUUCUUAGAAUACCAAAAUUGUUAAGAAGGAUGACCCAAAGACUUCUAAUGAUCAUGAUGAUGAAUAAGAAGAAACCAAUCUAGUUGAGGUAGCCAAAAAACCAGAAAAAAAGUAUCUCAUCAAUUUCAUUUCUAGAUAACCCAUUAUCUAACAAAAUACAAAUGAUGGUUGGUAGCAAUCAGAUGAUCCUAAAGACCUUCCAACUAAUGGUAUUGGAAAGAAGCCGACUGCCUCAUAUAAAAAGCAGGAUGAGACUGCCGUUGAAAUACGCAAUGAAGAGUUUCCCGAUAUUGCUUCUGUGGAUGAUAUGUCAAAACCAUCUAAAAAGUAAAAAAAAAUGAAUCAACAACCAAAAUAAGACUAACCAAUCUAGCCUGCCACUAAUAAUACAGGGCUAUUCACCAAUUCUAGUUCUAAACCACAAACCUAAACAACAAAUAAUGUUUAAACUAAAAAUACACAAUCAAACUCUAAUUCUGGAUCUCUAACAUUCACAAAUACAAAAAAGUCCGAAAACACAGCCUAUUUCUAAUAGCAACAAUAAGAAUAAAUUAAAAAAAUACAAUAAGAACCAGCACCCUAGGUAUAACCACAAAUUUAAGAAACAUAAAAAUCUAACCCACCUUAAAGAUAAGUCAAUUUAUCAAGAAAUACAAAUGUAGCACCCCCAUAAGCUCCCAUUGAGUCAGUGAAGCAAGUGAAAGUCGAAGAAUCUAUCCCCACUUUCACCAACUCUAAAGCUAAGGUAUUUAUUCUUCUUAUUUAAGGGCAAUCCACCAGUAGUCUCAUAAUAAGAAUAAUAAAAAUAGUAAUAGCAAUAGCAAUAAUAAUAGUAACAAUAAUAAUAAUAAUAAAAUAAUGAGGAUGAAGACAGCGAUGGUUGGGAGACUGUAGAAAAGAAAAGAAAAUCUAAAGGAACAUUUUAAAGAAAUUAAUAAAAAGCAUGAUGAAACAAUUUAAAUAAAAU